Vicia villosa (hairy vetch) is the source of this 981-nucleotide messenger RNA. RefSeq lists its product as uncharacterized. NCBI's taxonomy places the organism in Eukaryota, Viridiplantae, Streptophyta, Magnoliopsida, Fabales, Fabaceae. Gene Ontology annotation, molecular function: DNA helicase activity. The coding region runs from base 1 to 981 and encodes 326 amino acids. Gene Ontology annotation, biological process: DNA repair; telomere maintenance. The transcript has 2 exons. The record is from RefSeq and is a predicted model, not a curated record.
AUGGAACACAAGCAUGCUUUUGAAGCACUCUAUCGAACUUUGAAGGAUGUGAUGCGUACAUACGGUAAUUCAAAGGAAAUCUUUGGUGGAAAGGUGGUCGUAUUCGGUGGUGAUUUUAGACAGAUUUUGCCCGUUGUUCCUAGAGGAAGUCGUUCCGAUAUCGUACACUCUGCAAUAAAUGCUUCUUACAUAUUGCGGUCGGUUGAAGUUUUGACUUUGACACAGAACAUGCGACUACAAUCCGGCCCAAAUGAACAUGAAAAGAAAGAAAUAGCUGACUUCUCAAAUUGGUUGUUGCAGAUUGGUGAAGGAAAAAUCUCUGAGCCAAAUGAUGGAUUUGCCGACAUUGACUUGCCACAGGAACUUCUGAUAAUGGAUUACAACGAUCCAAUCGUUGCCAUUGUCAAUAGUACUUACCCUGAUUUCAUACAAAAUUACCAAUCUAACGACUACCUCAAAACUCGCGCGAUACUUGCUUCUACAUUAGAAGUUGUCGAUCAAAUUAAUCGUCACGUCCUUAAUUUAAUGCCAGGUGAGAUCAAGGAAUACUACAGCUCAAACACUGUCGACAGGUCGGAAAUUCAUGACACCAAUGUAGUCGAUAUCCUCACACCAGAGUUUCUCAGUUCACUAACUACUUCGGGUUUGCCUAACCACCACAUUAGCCUGAAGGUGGGAACGCCAGUUAUGCUUAUGCGUAACAUAGAUCAGUUGGAGGGUUUGUGUAACGGAACAAGGGUAAUGGUAACUAAGAUGGCCAACCAUGUUAUAGAGGCAAAAAUCAUGGCCGGAAAGAGUUGUGGUAAUUUGGUAUACCUCCCAAGAAUGGACAUGUCUCCCUCUCAAUCCCCUUGGCCUUUCAAACUUAAACGACGUCAGUUUCCAAUAGUUGUUUCAUAUGCAAUGAAGAUCAAUAAAUCUCAGGGACAAUCACUGGAUACGGUCGGACUUUAUUUGCCAAGGGACGUAUUUACUCAUUGA